AUGAAACAAGUGUGGACCCGGUUUUGUCAUUGAUGUACGUUUUUUACAGAAGAGAAAAAAACGAAUAAGAAAAGAUCCUGGCCAAACUAUAUAUUCCAUGUUAUCCUAAUAUAUCACAUACAUAUAUUAUAUUAUGACUUAUUAGCUUAUUACCCAAAUUAGAAACAGAUGUAACGGAGUUUGACUUUUCAUGUGGGCAUACCAAUUCAAUGAUCCAAGUGCAAGUACUUAAUAGAUUCUAAACAAAUUCGAAUCGAUAAUACUAGUAAACACAUUUAGCAGCGCAUCACUAGGUGCAUCUCACUUCUGUCAUUUUUACCGGAAAUUUCGCCCGCCACCCACCGGCCGCCAUCCAAGUCCAUUCUUCUGAAAGACGCGCAAGUCCCGCCGAUUUCUUUUUUCAAUACGCUUAGCGGUUAAAUUAAGUGGUUCUUGAUUAUAAAUUAAGAAUAUAAUGGCACCUAGGACUGCAAAAGCCAAGAAAACAUCAAACACAAAAAUUGCAGAAAAUGAAGUACCUAAAAAAGGCAGAGGAAAAACGAAAACUGUGGAAGAGCCCAAGACUGAUGUUGUAGAAACUGAGGUGGGUGAUGUUCCUGUCAUAGAUAAGAAAACCAAACGCGCCAAAAAGGGUGAGGUUGAAGCCAACGGACAAGAGGAAACAAAUGGAGUAUCAGAGGAGAAAGCCCCUCCUGCUAAAAAGGGUAGAAAGAAGAAGACUGACACUCCAGAGGAAAGUAAUGGUGUAGACAUUGAUGAGGAUAAAACUUCCCACUCCAACAAUGAAUCUGAAGCACAAGCAGAGAGUAAUGGGCAAGCAGAAGAAGUGCCUGCAUCUGGAGGAAGGGGAAAGAAGAAGCCAGCAAAAAAAGAAGCCCCUAGCAAACCCAAAACAGAGCCAAAGUCAGUAAGAGGUAAAAAAGACACAAAGCAAGAGACUGAAAGUGAAGAUAAAGAAGAAGGAAAUGAAGAUCUAGUCAAGCCUGCUGCCAAGAGCAGAGGCCGCAAAGCUGCACAAAAAACGAAUAAGGAAUCUGAAUCACAGGAUAAGGGGGAACCAGAUGAUGAGAUCAAGGAGUCCCCCAAAAAAGAAGGAAGAAAGAGAGGGCAAACAAAACCUGCUAAAGAAAACACUCCAGAAAAUGACCAAGGUGAGCAGGAUGUUGAAGACAAACCUGCUGAGGAGCCUAAGAAAAAAGAACCUAAAGGCAGAAAAAAUAAUGCAAAAAAGACAGCCAAAACAGAAGAUGAAGAUGAGGAGACUAAACCAGAACCUGCUUCUAAAAAAAGAAAAGUUGCAAAAAAAGAUGGAAAAGAUGAUGUGAAAGAUGAGGUGGCUGAAGAAGCCGCUGCUGAGCCAAAACCUGCAAAGGGCAAACGCGGCCAGAAGAAGGACGCCCCCGCCGAGGCCGAGGAGGCCGCCGAGGCCGGCGACACGGCCAACAAACGACGCCGCAAGGCCGCGGACGAAAAGGUACCGUCUGAAGACAAAAAAAGUAAAGCCCCACUCAAAAACAAAUCCUCAACAAAUUAUGAGGAUAUUGAUUUUUCGAAUUCAUCAAAGACCGUGCAAGGUAAAGAAUGGAAUCUAAAAAUAUCCAGCUGGAACGUCGACGGAAUACGAGCUUGGUUGAAUAAAGGGGGUCUCGACUACAUAAAAUACGAGAAGCCCGAUAUACUGUGCCUACAAGAGACAAAGUGUGCUAAAGACAAGCUCCCAGAUGAGAUAGCAAAUUUGCCAGGAUACCACGCCUAUUGGCAGGGGAGUGACACGGAGGGCUACGCGGGGGUUGGGAUCUACACGACGAAGCUGGCUAUAAGCGUCCAAUACGGACUGGGUGAUGAAGAAUUAGACGCCGAUGGGCGCAUAAUCACAGCCGAGUACGAACAGUUCUACCUCAUCUGCACGUACGUGCCCAACGCGGGCCGGAAACUAGUCACAUUACCCAAGAGACUGCAGUGGAACGACGAGUUCCGCAAGUUUGUUAAGGCGCUCAACGAGAAAAAACCAGUGAUAAUUUGCGGUGACAUGAACGUUGCACACAAUGAAAUCGAUCUCGCUAAUCCUAAGGCAAACAAGAGGAAUGCCGGGUUCACGCCGGAGGAGCGCGCCGGCAUGACCGACCUGCUCGGCGACGGGUUCGUCGACUCGUACCGGCAUCUCCGGCCCGACGACACGGGCGCCUACACCUUCUGGACUUAUAUGUCGAACGCCAGGGCGAAGAAUGUUGGAUGGCGACUGGACUACUUCUUGCUGUCGGAAAAGUUACUCCCAUCUCUGUGUGACAGCGUCAUACGGAGUGAAGUGUACGGCAGCGACCACUGCCCCAUCACUCUAUUCUUGCACAUUACCAGUGCUGAUAAACCUAAGGAAUAAAUUUACUUCCAAUAUUAGUGGUUGGAUCAACUUUUAUUGUUGUUAUUUUGUCCCGUCAGCCAGACCAUAAUAGUAGCACAGUUGGUAGAAGUAUGUUCUAUACAUGUUAAGUAGAUGUCCCAUUAUGGAAAGGGCUUAUCAAAGAGAACAUAAUCAUGGGGCUUAUAACAUAAUUGCCAUUAAAAAAUUGGUUAAAUACAUGAAACCAGGGAUUUAAAAGUGGCCAAGGACCCAUAACCUUGACAACAAGUGACAAAAAAAAGUUGAUUCACCCAAGUGCAACAUAUAUCUUAUUUUUUGACAUUUUUGUUUAUGUUCGAUUGGUUUUUUGUUGUAUACCUAAACUAAAGGAUGUUUGGACGAAAUAAAAUGUUUCAAUAGGUAUUAUUAA
This is a messenger RNA of Cydia pomonella (codling moth), 2768 nucleotides long. It is a transcript of the gene Rrp1, whose product is annotated as DNA-(apurinic or apyrimidinic site) endonuclease. Gene Ontology annotation, molecular function: DNA binding; phosphoric diester hydrolase activity; DNA-(apurinic or apyrimidinic site) endonuclease activity. The transcript is spliced from 6 exons. The coding region runs from base 455 to 2377 and encodes 640 amino acids. Gene Ontology annotation, biological process: base-excision repair. Lineage: Eukaryota; Metazoa; Arthropoda; Insecta; Lepidoptera; Tortricidae. The record is from RefSeq and is a predicted model, not a curated record. Gene Ontology annotation, cellular component: nucleus.